Messenger RNA from Chelonus insularis, 6634 nucleotides. RefSeq lists its product as uncharacterized. The record is from RefSeq and is a predicted model, not a curated record. The transcript is spliced from 8 exons. NCBI's taxonomy places the organism in Eukaryota, Metazoa, Arthropoda, Insecta, Hymenoptera, Braconidae. The coding region runs from base 173 to 4870 and encodes 1565 amino acids.
CAUCAAGAAGUCACUCUAGAAGAGAGAAAAAAUAAUUGCUACAAAAUUCUAUUUGUUCUAUUUAUGUUGCGACUUGCACUUUAUUGGACAAUCCCACCUGGAUCAAUUGUUGGUGAGGUGACACAGAUAAUUAUCGAUAGAAAGAGUAGUUAGUUACUCGUACUAUGAAAGAAUGAGCUGCUCGGUAAAGAUCUCGAGCAAAGGCUGGGCAGGUUCGCAGAGGCGUAUUGGCUCUCUGCCUGAAGAUAGUGUCUAUCCUACCCAAGUCACAUCGGGGAAUCUUCCCGGAAGUACAUCAACGCCAACCCUAGCUUCCCAGUCGACCUUAAAGACUACUCAAUCAUCAAAAAUUACCUCCAAGACUCUGGUUGUAAAAAAAGGUGAAGACACUACUAAACUACUAAAGUACAUUGAUGAUAACAUCAUUGGAAAAAAUGGCACAUUCUUUGGACCAUUCGGCCGACGAAAAGUUGUCUACUGUGACUAUACGUCAUCAGGUCGAUCGUUACAGUUCUUGGAAGAGUAUAUUGCCAAGGAAGUAUUACCAUGCCUAGGUGAUACUCGCACAUCAACAUCAAUUUGCAGUCUGCAAUCAUCGCUAUUCAGGCACGAGGCCAGAGACAUUGUUCGCCACGCAGUCGGAGCUGGAGAGCAGGAUGCUGUUCUCUUUACAGGUCAUGGUACUGACGAUGCUCUGCGCACUCUUCUUCGCCAUCUUGACCUCCCCCAAAGGCCAGCCGUUGUCUUUGUUGGGCCAUUCGAACAUCGCGCCAACUUACGACCCUGGCGGGAAUAUGGAGUCAAGAUAGUGAGGAUUGCUGAAACUAAGGAAGGAUUCUUGGAUUUAAAUGAUCUUGAGCGGAAACUGAAUGAAGAAAGAUCAUCAGGCGCUUUAAUAGUUGGAUGUUUUAAUGUAGCAAGUUGUAUUACUGGUGUACUUGCUGAUGAUGUUGCGACAACUCUAUUACUUCAUCAAUAUGGAGCUUUAAGCGUGUGGGACUAUACAUCAGCUGCUCCAUAUAUUCAAAUGGAUAUGAAUCCGCAUUUAAUAGGUGUGGGCGAGACGGCUGUACACAAAGAUGCAAUAAUAUUUAGUGGACACAAAUUUACGGGUGGCGCCCAAUCUCCUGGUGUCCUUGUGGUCAAGAGGUCACACCUCAAGAACGAUAUUGUCACUGAAGAUAUGCGCGACAUGCAUCAAUAUUUGAGAGACCCCGAGUUGAGAGAAGAAAACGGAACAGCAGGUGUCAUUGAAUCAAUAAGAUGUGGCCUAGCAAUACAGCUAAAAGAAAGUGUUACUCCCCAAGCAAUUGUUGCUCGACAAGAUAAAAUUUGCAAACAAGUUUUAGCUCAUGUAAGGACAAUACCAGAGCUAAUACUACUCGGCAGUAAUUCACAAAAUAUUAAAAGACUACCAGUGUUUUCAUUUAUGGUCAGACAUCCCAGAGGGACGUUUCUUCAUCACAAUUUUGUGUGUGCAAUCCUGAAUGAUGUUUUUGGAAUACAAGCCAAAGGUGGAUGCGCUUGCGCUGGUCGAUACGCCCACGAUCUCAUGGGAAUUGACAUUGACCUUGCUAAAAAAUAUGAGUCCUUGCUGAUGGAAAAAAAUUCGAAUUCGUCCCACGGAGAAUCAAAUGCAGAAGCUUUGCGUCCAGGGUUUGCGAGAGUGUCCUUGCCCUACUUUAUGUCGGAAGCUGAAUUAGCAUUUGUUUUAGAAGCUUUGAAAAUGGUUGCCACUGAGGGAUGGAAGCUUCUACCGCAAUAUAUAUUAAACCCAGAAACCGGAGAGUGGCGGCAUCACACAAACAGUGUAUUUAAAGAACGUAGAGGGCUGGGGUCAAUCAGAUAUACUGAUGGAAAGAUGAUAUCUUCUGAAAGACGAGUAUCUGGAGGAGCAGGAGGAAUUUUCCCACAAAGUUAUGCUGACUGUUUGCAUACAGCACGUAAUAUUUUCAAUCGAUCAAGAAAAAUGGCUCACAGAUUUCCUUUACAAAUUGACAGAAGUGUAUUCUCUGAACGAGGUGAAGCGCUUCGCUGGUUUAUUCUCCCGAGUGAGGCUCAAGAUCUUCUUCUUGGUAAUUCACAGAAUGUCAAACAAGAUUUACCAUUUGAUCCUACCCAACGAAGACAAGUUGGCAUGUGCUCAACACAAACAAAUCCGAUCAGAAGGCUAAACAGUGACAUUCCUAAGUCUGGAAAUCCUCCACUGUCUGUUGUGUCAUCUCCGAGACAUCAUAGCUUGCCAGCAUUGUCUAUUGAUUCGCAAGCAACUAGUAAACGUUUACAUGAAAGUUCUAGUAUACUAUCGACGACCGAUGAUAACAACGAAUCUUGUACAAAUGCAAAUGACAAACCUCUAGAGCUGAAAAAGCCUUCUGUUGAAACAGCAUCAAAUUCACCACCAAUUAAAUUCGCUGUAGGAGGUGCAGUUUCAUCGCCUCUGAUUAUGGCAGCAACUCCAGCAAAAUGUAGAGUUAUGGCUACAGAACAUAGUUUGUCAAACGAAGUUAAUAAUCAUCGUGGAACUCGAAUGCGAUGUAAUUCUCUUGGCAGUGCAGCUAAUGGGACAAGUCUUCCAAUUUCUAUUCCAUUAAGUCCACAAAUAUUAUCUAACUUGGGAAUGACAUCUUCAUCAGCAACUUUACCUCGUAAUCAUCGUCAUUGUAGCUGCAGCAAUCAUACUGAGUUAUCGAAUUCUCUAGAAUAUGAAAGAACUUUCAACAGUCCAACGAAAUCAUCUGCAUCAUCAGCCACAUCUUCGCCAACUUCUUCAUCUUCACCAACACCACAUCCUUAUCCAUCAUCGUUUAAUCAUCAUCACAAUAAUCAUGGCAGUUAUUUGCAUCACCAUUCAUCAAGCCAAUCUGAUUCAAUCCACAAAUUUGGAAGAUGCUCUCCGAUUACUUCCACCUUUAGUCAUAGCUCUGAGGAUAAUAUUAAAGCAUAUUUUAAAGAAGUUACAAAAGAAUUGGCUACAGAAAUCAAAUCAGAGAUCAGAGAAGUUAUUUCAAAAGUUGAUGAUGUUUUGUCAGAAAGUAAUGCAUCUGAUAAUGGCACUCCUCAACAUCAAACGCAAAGGAUAUCUUCAAUAAACAAUGAAAAACAUCAAAAAGAUGAUUCAUUUUCUGCUAGCGAAAUUGCUGAAUAUCUUAUGGAAUUCUCAAAAGAAAUGGCAAGCGAAGUCAAGUCUGAAAUUAGGUGUAUGGUAAACCAAGUAGAUGGGCUAGGUAGAUUUUCUCCCGACUUACAAUCAACAGCAUCAUUUGGAUCAACAGGCUAUGGAACGCCCGAGCAACGAUGGCCUUCAUCACCGCAAGCCGGAUUAAAAUUAACUAAAACACCCAAACUAUGUGAUCUCCAACAGAUGCAGCAAGAAAGCAAAAUGUCAAGUGAAUGUUCUUCCGAUGAGACUGUGAUAUAUGUAGUAGGUCCUAAGAUUACGACAAAAAAGGCAUCAAUAGAUAACACCCAUGAAAGGGCCAAAACAUCGGAUGAAGAAGAAGAGCAUAGCAAUAAACAAUCAGUAAAAAGGGUAGUAGAAAAAGCUGCAGGAAAUGGUUCAAAAACAUUACCAGAAAUCUAUUCAGCAGUGAACUCAGUGAGUUCACAAGACAGUGGAAUCAAUUUAUCUUUUAAUGAAAAUGACGUGAGACCUGCAGAUCUAGGAAGAAGCAGCAGCACUAGCAGUAGUGGCAGCAGUACUGAAUUAUGUGGUAAUCAUAUUUUCAAUAAAAAAAAUAAAAUGACUUCAGGUGCAAUAAGAAGACAAGCUAAAGAAGAAAAAAUUCCUGAUGAUACUUCAGAUGAUGAAUUUCAAGUUUUAAGAGAAGAAAGUGUAGAUAUUCCAUUGUCUGAUGACGAGUAUGAUACAAAUAACGAAACUUUAAGACGAGAAAUAAAUAACCAUGAAAAUUGUGAUCCUAGAUGGUACAGUCCAUCGAAACAAAUUUGGAAGCCGACUGUCGAAGCUCUUCAAGAGUUUGAUAUGAUCAGAAAUAAAGAUAAAAUUCUUAUUUGUCUUCCGGCAUCAAUUGUGGGUGUGAAGAUAGCGGCUGGAAAUUACUCAAUAGCUCUUCUUCAUGCUCUUCAUCAAUAUCAAUUCUACAUUAGAUCAAAAAAUAUUGAUUUUGAAAUUGGAGUAGUAACUAUUGAUACAACUAAUGCUCAUGAUCCAUUAGAGUUGAUGGCAUAUUUGAAAAAUCUUGAGAUUCCAUAUUUUUAUGAAGAACAAGAAGAACAAGCAUCUUUGAUCGACUCUGUUAUAACACCAGAUGCUCCCAAAACUCCUGAUUUCUCAGAACAAUUUUGCAAUACAUGUGGACGUCUUGGUGUCAAUAUGAGAAAAAGACUUUAUUCUGUUGCCAAAAUGUAUGGUUACAAUGUUCUUGCUCUAAGUCAGCAUUUAGAUGAUUUGGCUGAGGGAUUUUUGUCAUCUCUAUUCUAUACAGGACAAUUGAAAACCAUGAAAGCACAUCAUUAUAUAAAAGAUCAUGAUUUGAGAAUUAUAAGGCCAUUUGUUUAUGUUCGAGAAAAAGCUUUAAAGCAAUUUACUGAAGAAAAAAAAUUGCCUGUGUUAAAGGCAGUAUGCUUAUCAUGUGAAGAAAUUAUUUCUAAAAAGUCUUACAAAAAUCGGGAACUAAUGGCACAGCAAGAAAAAACGUACCCUCGAUUAUAUUGGUCAAUGCGAAAUGCUUUAAGACCUUUAAUUCUUGCUCGAGGAAACAUAACUAAUAUGACUGGGCAUCAACUUCAAUCACAACAUAAAUAUAAGUUGAAAUUUAAGUCCAAUCUAACUCAUCCAAUCCCAUCAGGUCUGGCGACUUAUCAAGAAUUAGGCGACAGUGAUUCUGAUAAAGGAGAAGUUUUUUAAAAAUAUUUGAUGAAAGAAGACAGUAAUUAAUUGUUCUCUAAAUUUUUAUUUAAAAUAUUUUGUUAAUGAUAAAUAGUUAAUAAUUUUGUUGCAACAGCAUUGAGAAAGAAUAUACUAAAUGUUUGUGCAACACGAAAAGGCGCUACAGCUUAUGACUUUUCUGUUGAAAACAGUAGACUUUUUUUAAGUGGUCUAAAACAAUUUCUGCUUUUUAUAAAAAAGAAUUCCGUUGUUUUUUUCUUUUUAUACUUUAUAAUAUUAUUUCAAUUAAUUCAAUUAUGCCGUCAUAUUUACUACACGUACUUAUACUCUAAAUAUAAUACACAGUUGGCAAAUAAAUAUUUUUGUCUGGAAGAUGUAAUUUCUAUCAAAAAGUACACGUAAAAGAGUUACAAAAAAAAUUGAUCUUAGUAAUCAACAAAUGUUUCAGUGUUUAGUUAUACUUUUAAAUGUUGCGUAAUAGAGUAAUAUAUCAAUAUUUCUUAUUACGCUAAUUAUAUAUGUACAAAGAAAUAACAUAUUUCUCGUCAUAUUUACUAAUGUUAGAAAGUACAACUUCCAUUUCAUGUCGAAUGCUUAGUGGAUUGUGUAAAUAAAUAUAUCUAUUUAAGAUGGACGGUGAAGACAAUAAAUAAAAUGUACAAAAAUCAGUUCAACUUUGACAAAGAAAUAAUAUUUAACAUUAUUCUUAAUAAUAAAAAAAGACUUAUAAAUUUUCAAAAAUCAUUAACCAUAUUGUCAUGUCUCUAAAGAAAAGCUUUUUCUUCUUGUAAAUAUACAUUAUAAGUGAGACAAUGAAAUGACAUUUAUUCGAAAAAUGUCAUCCCCGUCCAUCUUCACUUGUACUUGGUAAGUUUUAUUAAAAAUAUUCCCAUAAGUGCUGAAAACUAAAGACACAAUGAAUAGCACAUUUUUCGAGGGCAAUAAUCUGUAGAGACUGCCUCGAAAAGUUAUCAUUUAUGGUAUCAAUAAUUUAAUAAAUCAACAAUUUAUCAAACAAUGAUUUUUAUCAUAUGUUCCACCCAAUGUUUGUCUGUUUAUAUUGUUUUUUACUUGACAUAAAAUUGGUAUAGAUAAGUUUAUAAUUUUUUAAACGCGGUAUAAAGUUGUGUGAUGAAGUAAUUGCUAAAAAGAUAAUCUACUAAGGUUUCCAAAUAAUUAAACAAAGUUAUAGACUUGAUAAAUUCUCAUCGUUUGAUAAAAUGUUGAUUCUGAUAAAAUUAUGUCCAUUAGGCGAACUGUUAUCAGCACAGAAUUAUUGUAAAUUUAUUUAUCAUUUAAUUAAGUUUACUCAACAAUGUUGCAAUUGAGAUAUUGAAAAAAUGUGAUGAUGGUAAUUUAUAAAUAUCGAUUACAACGGUAACUUAAAUAUCAAAGUGUAGUAGUUUUACAAAAAGUAAGAGAAAAUUUGUCAGAAUUAAAAAUUCUUUUAUGAAAAAUAUUUAAGUUCUCGUUUAUCGUACUUAAAAAACUGAAUGGACUGGAAAAAGCAAUGUUAUAGUAUGGAAGUUUUUUCAUUAUUAAAGGUAUUUGUUAAUUAGUAGAUUAGAAAAAUUAUAAAAAUACCGUUGUGCCAUGAGUGAGAGAUUUGAAAGAGGAAUGCAAGUUCUGUUUUAAGCACGUCCAGAGGCACAGCCUAUGACAAAUUAAAAUAAAAUAGAUAUUUAUCUAUAUUUUCUGAGAGUUAUGAGAAUGUAUUGUUGAAUAAUGUAAAGAUGUGUAAUUUUAUUUAUCGCUAAUAAAAAUGAGUCUUUAAAAGAAAAA